This is a messenger RNA of Aspergillus bombycis, 438 nucleotides long. RefSeq lists its product as uncharacterized. NCBI's taxonomy places the organism in Eukaryota, Fungi, Ascomycota, Eurotiomycetes, Eurotiales, Aspergillaceae. Bases 1 to 438 code for a protein of 145 amino acids. The record is from RefSeq and is a predicted model, not a curated record. The transcript has a single exon.
AUGCCCGCCAUGAAAACCACCGCCGCCGCCGCCACAGCAACAUCAUCGUGCCACGCAAAGCUCUACGAAAUCCCAACCACCGAUGCUGCAUGCGCCAUGCCCAUGAACAGCACUUACCACACCCUAAUGACGAACUGCUGUGGCUCUGCCAGCGUUAUCUCCUACUCGGACUGCGACUAUUACUGUCUCGCGCAGAGCCAGACCGUUGGCGACCUUGCGGAGUGUCUGAUCAAGGGCUCUGCAGCGGGGCAGGUGUGGUGUAAUACCAAUGCGAAUGCAACGGCUACGGGAACUGCGACUGCAACUGCAAGCGCAACGGAGGAUGAAACCCCGGUCCCAACUGGAUUGAACGGCGCGGUGGCUACGCAGUUGGAUAUCAAGUAUGUGUUGCUUCUGGUGCUUGUCGCGUUUGGCGGAAUUGUGCAGCCUUUUGUUUGA